Messenger RNA from Tachysurus vachellii, 3959 nucleotides. It is a transcript of the gene sinhcaf, whose product is annotated as SIN3-HDAC complex associated factor. The transcript has 6 exons. The record is from RefSeq and is a predicted model, not a curated record. Lineage: Eukaryota; Metazoa; Chordata; Actinopteri; Siluriformes; Bagridae. Gene Ontology annotation, biological process: negative regulation of cell migration. Bases 154 to 915 code for a protein of 253 amino acids.
UGAAGAAAUUCAGAAAAUGGUGGACGGCGAUGUCGGCGCAUGCGCAGAUCGUUUACUACGCCGAGACAGAAAGUGAGACAUUAAGCGUGCUCAGCAGUGGCGCAUUGUUUAAUGAGUAACGGCGUUCAAUUCGAUUGAUUGAGCUUUAUCAAGAUGUUUGGUUUCCAUAAGCCAAAGAUGUACCGCAGUCUGAAUGGGUGCUGCAUCUGCAGGGCGAAAUCCUCCAGCUCUCGCUUCACAGACAGCAAACGCUACGAGAGAGACUUCCAGAGCUGCUUUGGCCUCUGCGAAACACGCUCGGGAGAAAUUUGUAAUGCUUGUGUGUUGCUGGUGAAACGCUGGAAGAAGCUCCCGGUCGGAUCCAAAAAGAACUGGAAUCAUGUGGUGGACGCGCGAGGUGGACCCAGCCUGAAGAUGACUGUGAAAUCUAAGAAGGUGAAGCCUCUUUCUAGAAGAAUCAGGCCAAGUCAGAUCCGCAGAGUGCAGAAUGAACUGAAAAGAAACAACUCUGAUGCUCACAGCACCACCUCCAGUGCUAGCCCCGCCCAGUCUCCCAGCUAUAGUAACCAAUCAGACGAAGGCUCUGACUCGGAACUGGCUCCUGGUUCCACCCGCGCACCGGUUUUCUCCUUCUUGGACCUUACCUACUGGAGAAGGCAGCGGGUGUGCUGUGGCAUCAUCUACAAGGGCCGUUUUGGAGAAGUGCUCAUCGACCCCCAUCUCUACAAACCCUGCUGCCAGAAGAAACAGGAGCAGGGCCGUGAGGAAGAGGAGGACGAGCAAGAGGAAGAAGACACAGAGCUGGAGAAAGAGGAAGCACCAGCAAGUCAAAGCAUGCCUGCGUCCCCACUCGCACCAGCUGACUCCUCACCUAUGCCUCACAAAACAGAGGCAGAAGAGGAAGAGGAGUGGUGACUCUCAUUCCUGGUGAACUCAUUGGGCAUUUUUAAGGCUAUGUAGUAAAAAAAGUUCUCGAUUUUCUACAAUUCAAGAGCAGCUGGAACUUUCUCUCUGAAGUAGGGUGAACAAGCGUACUGUGUGUUUGCACAAUCGUGUCCUUAUUGUUCAACAUUCACAUAUUUUCUUAUGUCUCCACAUAAGCUUUAGUGCAUGGAUUACUUUUUUUCCCCCCAUGCUUAUCUUAGUGUGUGUGGCAUAUAUGAGCUCCAGGGCAGUAUAAAGUGGUAGAGUUUUAGUCAUUGGAGGAAAUUGGUUUUUUUUUUUUUUUUUUAAUUACUGGCUUUAUCACAGACAAGACUGAACUGUGAUGCAGCGACACCGUUGACAUUCUAACAGGAUCCUUUUCCUAUUCAUCUUUUGUGUCUUUUCAUUACAACUCAUGCUGCAUUCCACUCAAGGUCAGGACCUCGGGAUGUUUCUCCUCAACUCUGAGUUCAGGGAGUGACUCACAGCAUGAGCAGUAAACACAGCAGCACUUCUUACCUUUAAACGUGUUCCACUGUAUAUACACGAGUACUAGCUUUAGAUUCAUCAAUAACCAGAAAUGUUCUAUGACACUGACUCUACACUUUACUGUACUGAAGUCAAACUUCCAGCAGAAACUCUCCCUCUGUCUCGCCCGUGUCUCUCUUCAUCUCUCUCUGUCUUUGACUCUCUUCCUGUUUCUCUUUUCUUGCUUUGUCUCCCUCUGUCUCUCUCUGUUUCUCUUUCUCCCUAUGUCUCUCUUUCUCUUUCUGUCACUACCCAUCUUUCAUUCUUUCUGCCUAUCCCCUCUCUGUCUCUCUCACGCUGUCCCCCCCCCCCCCCCCGUCUCUCUCUGUCUCUUCCCGUUUCGGUCUCUCUUUUUUAUUUCCUCUCUCUCUCUCUCUCUCUCUCUCUCUCUCUCUCUCUCUCUCUCUCUCUCUCUCUCAGACAGUUGUCCAUCUCUCUGUAUGUAAAUAUAUCUCCACUAUUUUUAGCAAUAUUCCCGUCGUCAUGCAUGAAAGCUAAGCAAAGCCGUUUGUCCUGAAGGCGAAUCCGCAUGAAUCUUUUGCACGGCCUUUUCAAGACUUUUCCUUUGUUCCUUUAUCUAAUGAUUUGUUUUAGCCAGGUUUUGAUACAACUCUAAUAAAUAAAUAAGUAUAUAUAAGUAUAUAUUUUUGUAGGUUAAAAAAAAAAAAAAAAAAGAAGAAAAUCACUGCAAUGGCAAUGUUGUGUUCUAAGAUAUCAAUGUUUUUUUCGAUGUUGAACAUGACAACAGUUUUGCCAAAAAAAAGUUAUGGUUCAGAAUUUGAUAGAAAAUCAAGUCUUAUUUAUUUACUUCACUGACACACAAUUUCACCAACAGUACCUCCUGUCUUCAGUCUGCUUUUGUAAAUAUUGUACUAAAAAACAGUUAUACAUUUACUUUAAUGUUUUUUAAGAACUGAAUCUUUUUUGUGUGUUUGUCAGAUCUUUUUUGUUCUCUUAGUUAGUUUAAUCGAGAACAUUGUUUUUAUUGUAUUUAUCUUUAGCGCUUUUCACACAUGAAAUAUUCCCUCUGGGUGUCCAAACUCAGCGUAAACAGAAUCCUGGGUUAUGUUGUUUGACCUUUCACACAGCUCACACUUUACCUGGGAUUAACAGUGGACUAUGGCUCCUCAUAAUCAGACGUUUCACACUGUACAUUCUUCUUCUGAUUUGCAUGUUUGUGUAUUCAUGACCCUGAUUGGAUAAAUAACGGCUCGUCUCACGCUUUCACUUCAGCGAGGAAUAAAAAAAUUAUGUUGUGUGUUUUCCAGGCGUUCGUUGAUCUCCAUCGUUCUAUAAUUUUUUUACUCUGUUCCUUAAACACAUUAUUAUUAUUAUUAUUAUUAUUAUUUCUGAUCUAUUCUCCAAUCCACUUUGUCCUGAACAAACAUUUCCGACAUAAUUGUAAAAAUACAACUGUCCCCUUCCUUUUUUCAUUCCAAUUGACAGGAAUGUGGCGUUAAUGCUGCAGUAGCAUUACAGCAGUUUUGGAAAAUCUUGGAUUAAAUGCAGCAUAAAUCCUGUUUCUAUGUUCCAAGUGUGAAAUGUUCCUCUACCCAGGAUUAAAGCAGGGUUUCGAGCGACCAGAUCCAGUUAAACUCAGUGUGAAAAGCUCUAAAUUGUAUCAAAAAUGCUGAAAAGUUAUUUUACUCUUUAACAACGUAGCCUUGACAUUUCUUCUGCAUUGAAUUGUAAUCCUGUUUUAUUUCUUUUUAUUAUUUUUUCCCCCCCUCAUGUAUUGGACAAGAAAUGACUUGUUCCUGAUUCCUUUUCCCAAGACGGAAUUAAACAGCAGCAUAAGCAAUAAACUAUAAAAUAUAUCUCAGAUAUGAGGGAAUAUCCCCCCCCCCCCUUAUUUUUAAAGAAACCAAUUUUCUAUUCUUAUAAAAUGAAAAAACACUCCAUUCGACUUGUGCGUUUUUUCUUUCCAUUCUUGUGUAAGCGAGUGGAUCAGUGUUGGCAGCUGUGUGAUAUUUUUAUUUUUUUUUGUUAUAUAAUGACAUGAACUGUACAUUUAUCUCUGCAGGGUUUCCUGUUUCCAUCAUCGUAUAUUCUCUCCUUUCUUCGCUCUCGACUCGUCUCCGUCACUCUUUAGCACUCGGUUUUCUGUAAAUAAUUGAAGAUAUUUUGAACUGAAUGGUUAUAAUAUUCGUUCUGUUAUUUAUUUCAUAUUUAUUUGCAACACCUCACCUUUUUAAAUGGCUUUGAAUAUUAAAGGAAAACGCAUCCUAUCACAACCCAUGAUUUCACACAGGUUUUAGACUUUAAGCACAUUGUGACAGCUCUAUUUAAUCUUUCUUUUUUUUUUUUUUAAUUCGGGUCAAAUUAUGUCCAGUACCUGCCUGUUUCUUUGCUUCAGUUUCUUCUCAGUUGUUUAUACUCUACAGGCAUGUAUUGUAGCUAUGCACUUUGUAUGAACCUUAUAAGAAAAAAAAAUAUGAAGCAGGUUUUGUAUUUUUUACAUACUCUACUUUUUACUUGUAUCUCAAUAAAUGUAGCUUGUGAAGUUA